Molecule: messenger RNA, 915 nt
Organism: Exophiala xenobiotica
Lineage: Eukaryota; Fungi; Ascomycota; Eurotiomycetes; Chaetothyriales; Herpotrichiellaceae
Exons: 2
Coding region: 1-915 (304 amino acids)
Source: RefSeq, a predicted model, not a curated record
AUGUCGGUUACGGGUCUCGACCAUGAUAACUCAGACACGCUUCUCCUCCCGGAUGGACGAAAGCUUGGAUACGCGCAGUAUGGCUCUCAGACGGGCCGCGCUGUCUUUUUUGUGCAUGGCCAUCCGGGAUCCCGCAUCGAGGGCGCCCAUCUCCACGACAUCGGCCUGAAACUAGGGGCCCGCAUCAUUGCUCCAGACAGACCUGGCAUAGGUUUGAGCUCGCCGCAACCCGGUCGAACACUCCUUGACCACCCAAAAGAUCUGGAACACCUGGCAGAUCAUCUCAAGCUGGAGAGAUAUGGUGUCCUGGGAGUAUCAGGCGGUGGACCAUACGCGCUCGCUUGCGCUUUUGCAUUACCUCGAGAAAAGCUCAAGUGUGUUUCGAUCGUCUGCGGCCUUGGACCUGUAUCUGAAAUCGGUAUGAAAGGGGCGCGAUGGGUGAAUUGGCUCGGAUUCACAUUUUAUCCCUACACCCCCCGCAUCGUCAAUCGGUGGUUCUGGCAGUCGCAAACAAACGGCCGCCUGGAUUGGAGUGACGAGAAGCGCCUUGAGCAGCACAUGAAGGAUUUGUCGAAAGCUGACAAGAAAGACGUUGAAGUUAUGACGGAUCCAGUCAAUGCCCGGCUCAUGUUGCGCUCGGGUCGGGAGACCUUCGCUCAAGGGUUUGAUCCGACCCUGCAAGAUGGCAUUCUACUGUCCAAGGACCUGGGAUUUCGCAUUCAGGAUAUUCGUCCUGACCUGCCAGUGCAGCUGUGGUAUGGGAAGCAAGAUGUCAAUGUUCCGCUCAACCACGGGGAAACAAUAGCCAAGCGGUUGGGCGAUCGAGCAACUCUUCGAGUGGAAGAUGAGACACAUGCAAGCAUCUUUUUCAAAUGGCGGGAACAGUUUCUAGGGGAUUUGAUAAAGAGGAUUUGA